AUGUUCAUCCCCAACUGGCGGCGCCGGGCCAGCUUCCACCUCUGUCUUGUCGUAGCAGCCAGCCUCAUCGUCGCUGCCCUACUCGGUCUCCAUCGCGGGCUGCGCGAAACAGGCCUCGAGCUGGUCCGGCCGGCCUUUUUUUACGUCACCGGUCUUACACGUUAUGACUUCAAGCCCACGCCCGACGAGCAGGCCUGCCUCGACGGCACCGCGGUCCGCAUCAACGCGCCCAACAUGCCUUCCAGCAUCCCCAGGGUUGCCCACUUCAUCACGGGCGUGGACAGGCCAAAUCCCGCCACCUUGGUACUGUGGCUGGCCGUGCGCGCCGCGGCGGCAAACCUAGGCCCGGAUGGCGAGAUCCGCCUGCACUACCUUCAUCUGAGCGACGAGGGUCCCUGGUGGAGCGGCGUGCGGAAGCUCGUCACCCUCGUGCGCCACGAGCCGGGCUUUCUCGAUGAAUUUGCCCGCCUUGCGCCGUCCGACUGGGAUCCCGCCCACAAGGCUGAUGUGCUGCGGCUGCAGAUCCUCCGGGCCCAUGGCGGCAUCUACCUCGACACCGACGCCAUCAUCCUACGCCCCCUCGACCGUCUGCUGAGCGGGCGGCGCGACGUGGUCCUCGCCCACGAGGGCGGCAACCGCAGGGGCAUGACGAAUGCCGUGAUACUGGCCAAACGAGGAGCCCCUUUUCUCGAGCGCUGGUACCGAAUGUACGACGGCUUCAACCCCCGCCUCUGGAACUACCACUCCGUCGUCCUGCCGGCCAGGCUUGCCGACAGACACGCCGAGGAAGUCUGCCAACUGUCGCCUGCUGCCUUUUUCUGGCCCCUGUGGCCGAGGCAGCACAUCGAGUGGAUGCACGCGCCGUUGAGCCCGGCAGAGAGCGCGACAGUUGCCGCUGCCAUUGCGCGCAACAACGGCUCCCUCUUCGGCGAGCAGCUCAUUAAUCAUGCCUGGAACCACCCGGCUGCCAGGUUUGUCCGACACCUGACGCCCGAGCGCAUCAAGACCGAAGACACGAGGUUCAACAUGCUGGUGCGGCGAUUUGUCGACGUCGAGUCGCGGAUCUGA
Messenger RNA from Hirsutella rhossiliensis, 1068 nucleotides. RefSeq names its product glycosyltransferase sugar-binding domain-containing protein. The record is from RefSeq and is a predicted model, not a curated record. The coding region runs from base 1 to 1068 and encodes 355 amino acids. NCBI's taxonomy places the organism in Eukaryota, Fungi, Ascomycota, Sordariomycetes, Hypocreales, Ophiocordycipitaceae. The transcript has a single exon.